Acanthosepion pharaonis is the source of this 453-nucleotide messenger RNA. The record is from the annotation of a GenBank genome assembly. Lineage: Eukaryota; Metazoa; Mollusca; Cephalopoda; Sepiida; Sepiidae.
AUGUUUUUUGAAAAAACUUGUUUCUUUUGCAUUGACGAAAUUGGUUCGUCUCCUUCCUUUUCGCAUUUACUAAACUUUCAAUCAGUACAUAUCUAUCUAUCUAUCUAUCUAUCUAUCUAUCUGUCUCAAAGAGUAUUGAACUGUUCUGUUCAUAUCUAUCUAUCUAUCUCCGUCUGUUCUAUCUAUCUAUUCAUAUCUAUCUCAGUCUGUUCAUAUCUAUCUAUCUAUUUGUUUCUGGUCAUUUCUAUCUAUCUAUCUAUCUAUCUAUCUAUCUAUCUAUCUCAUUGUGUUAAACAUCUAUCUCAGUCAGUUCCUAUCUAUUUACCUAUCUAUCUACUUCUCUAUCACACUUCAUCUAUGUACUAUCUAUCUAUCUAUCUAUCUAUCUAUCUAUCUAUCUAUCUCAGUCUGUUCAUAUCUAUCUAUCUCUCUAUCUAUCUAAUGAAACUAUAA